Pocillopora meandrina is the source of this 2927-nucleotide messenger RNA. The record is from the annotation of a GenBank genome assembly. NCBI's taxonomy places the organism in Eukaryota, Metazoa, Cnidaria, Anthozoa, Scleractinia, Pocilloporidae.
AUGCGCUACAUUCUGAGCAAUCCCAAGUCGACCUCAUGUUGGAAACCCACGUGAGUGAAAAAGAGAAUUUGCGUCUAAUUAAAGUCAAAUAUGAACAAACCGCAUGAUUGAAAGGAUGCUCCUCUAUGUGUCGUCUGAACCUUUCCUUUUCAUCGCGAAAGGAACAUUUAUCAAUCGUCAGUUUCCUCCUAGGUGUGCUGAAACUUCUCCCGUCCGCCAUAUUGGCGACCGAGGCUUUUACAGGGUCUGGUUCGGUUCAUCACCAGUUCCUCCCCAACUAUCAAAAACAAAAAACAUGGCGACUCUUGUGGAAGAAAUCUGUCCUUCAGUGGAAGCCCUUACUCGAAGGGAAGAUGCCGCCUCUUUUCCCUGUCCUACAGAGGGAUGUUCCAGAGAGUUUCAGAAUCGUCCAUGCCUUAGGAUGCACCUGAUCAAGACUCAUGGCAUCGCGCCGAAUGGCAAAGAAAAGAAGCUUUUUACUCGUGGUCAGGGAAAGAGUCAAGUUGAAAAGCAUUUUUACUGUCCGGUUCAACAUUGUGUACGAGGACAAGGUACUAAGAGACCUUUCCCUCGAAUGUCUCAGCUGAAACAGGUAUGCAAAACAAUUGACGAAAACCAAUAGGAGGAGAAAUUAAGCAUUAUAAUUUAAGUUUAUAAGUUUAGUUAUAAGUCUACAAUUAAAAUAACAUGAUAAUUAUUAUAAGUUUAGAAUUAUAACUAUGAGUUUAAAUUGGGUAUUAUAAACUAGCUGCACAGGCAAAAGAUCUAGAGUUGAAACUCUUACAAAUAAAGUAACUACAACAUUGUGACCACUUUCAGUGCAUCUUAAACCCUAUACUCUGACAGGUUAACAAGACAGAAUUAUUCCCUACAACAUCAAUACAAUAUCCAGCAGACAAGUGAUGAGAGUAAGAGAAACAUCAAUCAGGGGAUUAUAAGUUGAUCCAAUACCAAAUUCUCCAAACUAACAUCAUAAAAAAGUUAUAAGGAAGGCAGUAAGGAGAAUUACUGACAAGAUCUUGGUGAAAGAGAAAGUUUGAAAAACAUUUGAGCAUACUGAGUUCCCUUUUAUCUUUUCUCAUUUGUCAAACAGCAUUACAUGACAGUGCAUGCAGAGAAAACAAAUGUUUGCAGUAAAUGCGGUAAGGGCUUUGGUUUGCCUGAGGCUUGUAAACGGCAUGAAGUCAAGUGUGGGCAGUUGUUUACUUGUUCAUGUGGGUGCCCUUACACCACACUGGAAGCACUUCUCACCCAUGCACGGCGUCAGAUGCACAAAGUUCCGGAAGAAUACAAAACUAAGGCAGCAAGGUCAGUAGUGUCCUUCAUUUCCAAGGAAUGUCUCUUAUAUCUUUGAGGUUCAUCAAGAUAUGAAGCAUUAGGGAAGUUUGGCAGGCACUCAAAACAUCAGAGUUGCGUGCAGGCACACUACAAGCAACUUUAAUGCAUCUUUUGUUCUCCCUCAGCUUCCCAUGUACUCACUAAACACAUGCUGUUGCACUAAGUAGCUGUUAAGUAGAAUAUAUUUAAUAUAAAUUCAGCUUGAGAAUUGGAUACAUGUGAGAAGGAAACUUCUGUUUUAUUAUGAUAGUUGGUAUAAGGUAAGAAGACCUUACUGGAGACAGAUCAUCUUUUAUUCCAUUUCCAUAUCUAUUUUUAGUGCAAAAUCUUCAGCGCCUGCACCAGCAUUUGCUGUACUUGUUGUUAAACCUGCAACCUCGAUACCAUGUGUAAGAAUCGACUCUGGAAAGAAAUAUGGUCCUGGAAAUCAGACAGCAAAACUUCAGCCAAUCCUUCCCAAACCUGGCCCAGUCACAAACUUAGAAACUGGUAGAGGCUCUUGCAGUUCUUCAAGGAAAAGAGCAGUCAACAAGUCUGUGCAAACACAGCCUCCUUAUGAUGUGCACAGUAUGUGUACUCAAACACCCAGUCGCCCAGUGAAUAUGGAUCAGGGAUGUGAUUCAUACACACAAACUCCUCCACCAAUUGCAAGCCAACAGUUUCAGUUCAACAACAUGGAUGGGAACCUUGGUAUUGGUUUCAACAACCAAUCUUCGGUUGGGACUCAAGUUGCAAUGUUGACAAACCACUGCGACUUUGGUGUUGGCACUGAUGAGAGUUUCUUGGCACAAUUAGGCUUGGGUGGCAGUAGAAGUAGUCAACCGUUUGGGUUUGCAGAAAGAAUUCCACAAGAUUCCCAGGUUCAACCUCUUCCUCCCUUUAGUUCUUUUGUUACAGGGCAACAAAGACCAGGGUUUGUUUCCACGAAUGAAAACUCAAUGCAGACUCUUACCAUUGACCCACUGUGUUUGAAUAUCCAAACACAGACAAAUAUUACAAGCUCAGACUUUGGUCUUUGUGACCUCCGACCAUUAACUAGCUCACAAACUCAGACUAGUGGCUUGGAGCAAGUUCCUUUAGAGGAUAAUGAAACACAGACAUUAAUUUCCCUGCUGGGUAUUGAUGCAAAUAGCUCUAUUGAUUCUGGCACACAAACUCAAAACCUUCUCAAUGAUUUAUUUGACUCUCAAGACAUUGAGCUGACAGAAUCGCAGACUCAAACAUGGUUUAAUGACUACUCCACAGUCACUUCACCAGCUCUUGAAAACAGUGGACAAGAGUUUGUGUACAAAACACUUGAAGACUUGGUAGACAUACACACUCAAACAUCCAUAGUAAUGUCUGACUUUACUGAGCUGGCUGAUGACACUGUUCUUGCAAAUUCACAAACUCAAACCCUGCAGAGUGACUUGGGUUGUUCAAGUCUGUUGUCAUCCAGUGUCCAGACAGAUUCAUGCUGCUCACACGCAUCACGAACGUUUGAACAGUUUGGCAGUAGUUCAGUCACCUCCACAGGUUGUCAAACACAAACCUGUUCAAGUGUUGUUGAUCACAACUGUCCUACAUCCAGUGUUGAAACUCAGACAUAG